Bombyx mandarina (wild silkworm) is the source of this 571-nucleotide messenger RNA. RefSeq names its product glutamyl-tRNA(Gln) amidotransferase subunit C, mitochondrial. The record is from RefSeq and is a predicted model, not a curated record. Gene Ontology annotation, biological process: glutaminyl-tRNAGln biosynthesis via transamidation; regulation of translational fidelity; mitochondrial translation. Gene Ontology annotation, cellular component: glutamyl-tRNA(Gln) amidotransferase complex; mitochondrion. NCBI's taxonomy places the organism in Eukaryota, Metazoa, Arthropoda, Insecta, Lepidoptera, Bombycidae.
UUAUGUACAAACAGUAAAAUUUUUAAUUUUUAUAAAAUAAAUUACACAAACACAAACGUAUUUAUUUAAUAAUUAAUUAUGCUAUUUCGAUUUAUCGCCUUAAAUGGUGUUACAAUUCAAAGAAUUUUGUCCAAGAAUUAUUGUUCAAAAGUACCUUCCAAGCCUGUCAGUACAGUACAAAAUGAUGAUAAAAAUAAAAUAUGCAUUGAUCCGAGUACUAUAACGCUGCUUGAAAGACUUUCACUAGUAAAGUAUGAUACUCCAAAAGGAAUAAAAGUAUUGGAAGAUUCAAUAACUUUUGCCAAUAAAAUACUUCAUAUAAACACUGACAAUAUAGAACCUCUUUAUACCACCCUAGAAAAUGAAAACCUCAAUCUUCGUCCUGACAAGAUUACACAAGGAAAUUGUCAAAAGGACAUAUUAAAAAAUGCUACAGUGAAAGAGGAUGAUUACUUUGUGGCUCCGACUGGGAAUAUACCAUUGCUCGAAAUAGAAAACAAAGAACUUCCUUUGAAGGCAACCAACAAAAAUGAAAACUGAAAUUCUUAAAGUUUUAAACCUGAAAAAAUUC